Messenger RNA from Strongyloides ratti, 1212 nucleotides. Its product is annotated as ADP-ribosylation factor GTPase-activating protein 1. The record is from RefSeq and is a predicted model, not a curated record. Lineage: Eukaryota; Metazoa; Nematoda; Chromadorea; Rhabditida; Strongyloididae. Gene Ontology annotation, molecular function: GTPase activator activity. Gene Ontology annotation, cellular component: Golgi membrane. The transcript has 2 exons. The coding region runs from base 1 to 1212 and encodes 403 amino acids. Gene Ontology annotation, biological process: regulation of ARF protein signal transduction; regulation of endocytosis.
AUGGCUAGUCCACGAACAAGAGGAAUUUUAAAAGAUUUAAGACCACUUAAUGAAAAUAAUACAUGUUUUGAAUGUGGUGCACCAAAUCCACAAUGGGUUAGUGUUAGUUAUGGUAUUUGGAUAUGUUUAGAUUGUUCAGGUAAACAUCGUGGUCUUGGUGUUCAUCUUAGUUUUGUACGUAGUGUAACAAUGGAUAAAUGGAAAGAUAGAGAAUUAAUGAAAAUGCAAGUUGGAGGAAAUAGAAAAGCCAAAGAAUUUUUUGAAAGUCAACCAGAUUAUAAAAGUAAUUGGUCGAUACAGGAAAAGUAUAAUUCCAAGGCAGCUGCUUUAUUAAGAGAUAAAAUUAAUACAGAGGCAGAUGGUAAUGAAUGGGAUAUUGAAAAAUCUUCAGCAAAAAAUUAUGUACCAUCAUUAAUAACAAGUAUAUCCUCUAAAACUAGUACUGCUAGUUUGAACAGUAAUCGAUCUUCUAAUAAUUUAAAUAAUUCAUGGAAUGAUGAUAAUGGAUAUACUGAUGGUUAUAAUAGUUCAGAUUUUAAUAAAACAAAUAAAUACCAAGGAUUUGGUAAUACAUUCAAUAAUGAAAAGAAAGAAGAUGAUUUACUUGCUGGUGCAAUGAAUUCAUUAUCCUUAGGAUGGGGUUUUAUAACAAAAGCAGCGUCACAAAGUGCAGAGAUGGCUAAAGAAGUGACAGCUCAAGUUACUGCAAAAGCAUCAGAAUUAACUAAACAGAAUGAUAAAGAUAUAUUAGCGGGACUUAGUAGUUCUUUAGCUACAUUAACAAAUAAAGCUACAGAAUAUGGUAGCAAAGGUAUUGAGGGAUUAAAUAAUAUUGUCAAAAGUACCUCAAUUCAAACUUUUACUGGAACAUUAAAAAGUCAAUAUGAAGAUCUAACUACACCAGAAGGGGGAAAAAAUUUUGGUACAGAAAUUGGCAAAGAUUCUCUCAAUUAUAAUUCUGUUGAUUUUUCAUCAUAUGAUUGUGAUAAACAAACUAAUGAAGAUAUUAAACCCACCAACGUAGUAAAAGAACAUAAUAGAAAAAAAAAAGUAGUUAAAGAAUCAGACAAUUUAAUAAAUUUAGAUUUUGAUAAUGUUACGUCUUUUGGUUCCUCAGAAUCUACAGUAUCAUCAAAAAGUGCAGCAAAACCACAACCAAUACCAAAAGUAAAAACAGCUGAAGAUGAUGUCUGGGAUAUGCUUAACAAUUAG